Molecule: messenger RNA, 794 nt
Organism: Danaus plexippus (monarch butterfly)
Lineage: Eukaryota; Metazoa; Arthropoda; Insecta; Lepidoptera; Nymphalidae
Exons: 5
Coding region: 131-763 (210 amino acids)
Source: RefSeq, a predicted model, not a curated record
UGACAUUAAGUUAUCAUUGAAUAACGCUUCAAAAUGGUAACGUAACGUUUUGUAAAUAAACAUGAACUCAUGGAAUAAUUGACUAAAUGUAUUAUUCAUAUUACUAUCAAGUCCCACGAACAAAAUUAAAAUGUGGUAUUCAAAUAUUCUUGGAUAUUUAAGAUCUGAAAGCAUCGAGAUGUUGGAAUACGCCAAGUGUGGUGACAGUACCAUCUCGAUGAUACCGACAGCGAUCUGGACAGCUGGCUCGGCUGCACUCGCUCAAAGGCUUAUAUCAGCACUCUUCAGGAGAUUCAUGUUCCGACGGAUCCCACUGUGGGAGAUCAUACUACAGCGACUUCUAUUCAUCUGGAUGGUUAUAUACAGCAUACACUUCUGGCUGAUUGUCGUCAACGUCAUAAAAUUGCUCAUUGAAUACUGCUACCAAACGAACUCGGGUGUGAUGACGUCAGAGGAGUUGGAGCAGCAGUAUUUGAUGCAGCAAUGGACUGUAUGGAUGGUGUCCGUGAUGCCCGCCGUGCUCUUCGCCCACACUAGGAACAAGGACACGACGCCACCGCCCAUAAUAUGGAUAACCACAAGCCCGUGGCAACGUCGCGAAAUGGGUGCGUACGGGUACUACCUCGACCGACCCUUCUCGUCUCUGGAACCACCUUCUACGACAGUUCAACAACGAGCGCUCACCUUGAGAAAAGCGUUCAGUGACUCCAAAACUAUCAUCAAAGAGCCGCCGAGAAAAAGACGAUAUUCCAAAUCUGUAUAGACUAUAGACAAUUUGAAAUUUUAAAUAUAUC